This is a messenger RNA of Wallemia ichthyophaga EXF-994, 1803 nucleotides long. Its product is annotated as U2 snRNP-associated SURP motif-containing protein. Gene Ontology annotation, molecular function: RNA binding. The coding region runs from base 1 to 1803 and encodes 600 amino acids. Lineage: Eukaryota; Fungi; Basidiomycota; Wallemiomycetes; Wallemiales; Wallemiaceae. The transcript has 6 exons. The record is from RefSeq and is a predicted model, not a curated record. Gene Ontology annotation, cellular component: nucleus.
AUGGAUCCAAUUAAGCAGGAAUUGCUGAAAUCUGGGAAAAUCGACACAUCUCGUAUUCAGCACGUACCGGAGCAGAGACUGAGCCACUUCAACUCAGGCUCAAAUUACAAGUCAGCAAGGGAUAAGCAGAAGGAGGCAGACGAGCAACGAAGACUUGAAGAGGAUACACAGACGCAGAUGGCGUACAAAGAGUAUUUGGACGCCUUUGAUGACGUCAGGCAGUCUUCUUUUGUUAAAUCUGGAAAUGGCAGAGAAUCUUAUUCUCACCAACCCAAAUCACACCCAGUUGAACUCAAUUCUCAGGGGAAAAUUAAAGGCAAGACGCAAAUGGACAGCUUUUUACAGGAGUUGAAGAGAGAACAGACUGGAAGAGGCAGCAGAAGUGAUCCUGACUUUCAUAGCGAUGCAGAUCCUCACUCUACCAACCUCUACGUCGCUAACCUUCCAACUUGGAUCGAUGAACGAAUUUUUGGUGAAUACUUUGCUCAAUUUGGUGCUAUAGCUUCUGUCAAAAUACUUUGGCCGCGACCAGAAGAUCAGCAUAAGCUGAAGCAACCUGGAUACGCGGGAUUUAUUAGCUUCAUGACACGCCAUGAUGCUGAAACAGCUUUGAAACAGCUAGAUGGCUCAGAUUGGCAGGGUCAUAUGUUAAAAGUUGAUUGGGGAAAACGCGUGAGAAUACCUUCAAGACCACUAUACGAGAGUACUGCCAAACGUCCCGCUCCAUCACGAUCAAGAUCGCCAAGCAGCUUCGAUCAGCGUGAAAGUAAGCGCAGUCGUGUUGAAGAAGAGGCGCCUGGUGUUGACGGAAAGACUCUCAAUUUCUUGCUUAGCGUUGUGUCAUAUGCCAAGUCACACGACAAAGGACCUUCAGCCUGCUUGGAAGAGCUGAAAUGGCUCAGUGAAGAGUAUGCUUUCUUGAAUAACGACAACGAUACAAAAUCCAGAUUCGUGCUCAACCAACUAGAUAACGAUAUACCAUUCGACGAUAGCAAGCCAACUGCUGAUUCGGAAAACGAUCUCAGCGAACAAGAGCAAAGUGAGCAUGAAUCAAUACAGAAACAGAAGCAAAAUAUUCUAGGUGGAGUCGCCAAGAAGAAAUUGGAAAGAAUGCUACGCCAAAUCACACCGAAGCGCUCGUCUAUAGGUAAGGUGAUGGCAUUUGCAAUAGACCAUUCAGAAGCCUACGAGGGUGUAGUGGGUGUAGUCAUCAAGUCGCUCCUCAACGUGUCUACACCUGUUCCACGAAAGAUUGCACGACUACAUCUAGUUUCUGACAUACUCGCCAAUAGUGCGGUUAGCAUUUCCGGUGCUUGGAAGUAUAGGGAUGAGAUACAGCGGCAAUUGCCCAAGGUAUUCGAUCAUCUGGGACUCGUUAGAUCCACCUUCCCAAGCAAAUUGAGUCAGAAUUUCUUCAAGGAGCGCAUUGAAGUUGUUUUAACAGUGUGGGCCGAAUUAUUUAUCUUCCCGCAGAAUAUCCUCGAUGAUUAUCUGAUCAGAUUGGAGGGAGUGGGCAGAAAACGUUUGGAAUUGGAUCGUAGCAGCACGCUAGUCAGUCGCAGCCAGAAUCACAGCGAUAGCGCAUCUAGCCAUCCAAUUACACCAGUCGUGGAGGAAGUGGAGAAACCAACUGGAUUUAAGCCAUUUAUACAAGGAGCGGAGGAAGUAGAAGAGGAUAUCGACGGUGCACCAAUCGACGAUAUCGAUGGUGAGCCUAUGGAGGGAGAUGGAGAGGACAUUGACGGGGAGCCAAUGGAGGACAUUAAUAUUGACGGGCAAUCAUUGCACACAUAUCAAGAAUAA